Magallana angulata is the source of this 1847-nucleotide messenger RNA. RefSeq lists its product as uncharacterized. The coding region runs from base 110 to 475 and encodes 121 amino acids. NCBI's taxonomy places the organism in Eukaryota, Metazoa, Mollusca, Bivalvia, Ostreida, Ostreidae. The record is from RefSeq and is a predicted model, not a curated record. The transcript has 4 exons.
UGAGUUGUACCCGGUAUAAAUAAGGGAAAGUCUGAAGAUCUUGUCAUGGAUUUGGGUACACUAUUGCGGGGCAGACUUUCCAACUUUACUCAUCUUGACGGCGGGAAAAAUGGAGAUUCAACUCUCUCUUUUACUGGCAGUUUUCGUUAUUGCAGUACCCGUUAAUUGCUAUGAUGGUCCCCCCCGCUACGGGGUGUGCUAUUCUGACAGUCAGUGCAUCAAUGACGGAUACCAUUGCUGUAAAGGAAAGGACUUCUGCUGUCCAUUUGGGUAUAUCUGUAGCGGAAGUAGAACCUGUCUCAGCAUAGGAGCGAUUGCCGGUCCUAUAGUUGGGGUGGUGAUUCUUAUCAUUGGAUGUGCGACGUGCUGUGUCUACUGCCGUCGUAAAAGAAACCAAACACCACCUCAAAUGGCAACCUACGGACAACAAGGGGGGACGGUAGCCCUCGGACAACAGCAGGGUACAAAAGCUUAGGACAACAGCAGGACAACAACAGGUAGUGUAGUUUUCGGACAGGCAUACAGAGGACAAAGGCGGCAUACAAACAACAAGCUUAUGAACAACAUCAGGACACAUCGCUAACUGACACACUUACAAAAUUAGGAUACAGUUAAAUCCAGUUCAUCUCAAAACAGUAACACCAUUACCUUGACUUGAUCGUUACUCGGUUCCAAUACAUUUAUGCAGCACAUACGUGUGAAAGAAUUACGUGCGAUUGAAAUAGAGAAAAGGGAAAACUUCAAAGAUAACUUCAAUCAUUGACGCAUUAUCAUCUUUUACUCGGAAAAAUUCGCCGGAACGAAAACAGCUAGAUUUCUUAAGGAGAUUUAUGAUGGGAUGUUGACAACUUUUCUCCAUUUGGAAGUUACUUGGAAUACAUCGCACAAAUUCACCGGAACGAAAACAGAUUUGAUGACACCUUUUUUUUCCAUUCGAUAUCUAGAAUGGUUAAAGCUCUAUCAAAAUGUGGAAGUCACAUUAUAUCAAAUAUAAAAGUUUGAAACUCUUUAUUAUGUAAACAAAGCUUGGGUCUUGUUAUUGUUUGCAUGUGUGUUGUAUUGGUGCAAAUUUCAAUUUAAUAUUAUAUUUUUGUUUGUUGAUACCAUAAAACCUAAAAAUUAAGCCUGAUUUAAUAACAAGCCGGUUUUUAGAAAAUAAGCCACCUAUUUCUUGUUUUGAAAAUUACUCGAAAAUAAGUCUGUUUUGAAAAUAAGCCAGUCAUGACAAUGGCAGUUUCGAAAGAUUUUAGACUUCCGUAAAAUCCCAUGUGUAGCACGCACCUCUGUAUAUUAUGUUGAAAAAAAACCCUGUUACUAUGCAUUACACACAUCCCAAAAGACGAAAUUUUCAUAGAUUCUGCAUACGUACAUAAUAUUUCGUUUAAAAGUAAUAACGUUUGUUUGUGAAUCUAAAUCAUAACAACCAACAAUGGUAAUUAUUUAAUUGAUAAUUAAUCCAAUUACACAUGUAUUUGUUAAUUGUAAAAUAUACAUUGUGAAGAAACGUCUCAUCGUCAUCAUCAAGUCGUACAAAUGAUCGGUUUAUUUUUAAAGCACCCAUCAGUAUACAAAGCAAGUACGGCAUAACGGGACAUAAAAUAAAUGAUUUUUUAAUUAAGUCAUAAUUAUUGCUUUUCUUCCUAUACUCAUAUAAACUGUGAAGUCCGACAGUGCAUACUUAUGACACAGGAAAUUGUUGAACAGACAUUGACCAUAUACUACGAGUCAACGGGUGGCUGGUUACAUGACGGCGAAUACACUGGCUAUAAUUAUAGAACUUGUUUAGGAACAGUGGUCAUAGUGCAUAAAUAUUCUGAUGCAUGAAAUAAAAUUGAAUUAAAAACUCA